Messenger RNA from Maudiozyma barnettii, 762 nucleotides. It is a transcript of the gene PRE6, whose product is annotated as proteasome core particle subunit alpha 4. The record is from RefSeq and is a predicted model, not a curated record. Gene Ontology annotation, biological process: ubiquitin-dependent protein catabolic process. The transcript has a single exon. Gene Ontology annotation, cellular component: proteasome core complex, alpha-subunit complex; nucleus; proteasome core complex. Bases 1 to 762 code for a protein of 253 amino acids. NCBI's taxonomy places the organism in Eukaryota, Fungi, Ascomycota, Saccharomycetes, Saccharomycetales, Saccharomycetaceae.
AUGAGUGGUUACGAUAGAGCUUUAUCUAUUUUUUCUCCCGAUGGUCAUAUCUUCCAAGUUGAAUAUGCUCUUGAGGCUGUUAAGAGAGGUACAUGUGCUGUUGGUGUUAAAGGUACCGAUUGUGUUGUAUUAGGUUGUGAAAGACGUUCUACUUUAAAACUACAAGAUCCACGUAUUACUCCAUCAAAGAUCUCGAAGAUCGAUUCACAUAUUGUUUUAUCCUUUUCUGGUUUAAAUGCAGAUUCUCGUAUCCUAAUAGAAAAGGCACGUAUAGAGGCACAGAGUCAUAGAAUGACUCUUGAGGAUCCUGUCACAGUGGAAUAUUUGACUCGUUACAUUGCUGGUGUUCAACAGAAGUAUACUCAAUCAGGUGGUGUAAGACCCUUUGGUAUCUCCACAUUGAUUGCAGGGUUUGAUCCAAAGGACCAGACUCCAAGAUUGUACCAAACUGAACCUAGUGGUAUAUAUUCCAGUUGGACAGCUCAAACGAUUGGUAGGAAUUCAAAGACUGUUAGAGAGUUUUUGGAAAAGAAUUAUGAUACUGAAACACCACCUGAAACUGUUGAAGAUUGUGUUAAAUUAACAAUUAGAUCGUUAUUAGAGGUUGUACAGACAGGUGCCAAAAAUAUUGAAAUUACUGUAGUGAAACCAAAUGCAGAAAUUAUUACAUUGGAUAAUGAUGCAAUUGGUAAAUAUGUUGAUGAUAUUGAAAAGGAAAAACAAGAACAACAAGAACGUGAAAAAUCAAAGAAAAAGGAUUAA